Achroia grisella is the source of this 5630-nucleotide messenger RNA. Its product is annotated as phospholipid-transporting ATPase ABCA3-like. The transcript is spliced from 31 exons. The record is from RefSeq and is a predicted model, not a curated record. Gene Ontology annotation, biological process: lipid transport; transmembrane transport. Gene Ontology annotation, molecular function: ABC-type transporter activity; ATP hydrolysis activity; ATP binding. Lineage: Eukaryota; Metazoa; Arthropoda; Insecta; Lepidoptera; Pyralidae. Bases 391 to 5499 code for a protein of 1702 amino acids. Gene Ontology annotation, cellular component: membrane; intracellular membrane-bounded organelle.
AUUGCUAUUCAAUUAUUUUACAGGUCUUUCGUAAUUAUUUAUUAUGCUGAUCAAUUUUGUGAUAAAUUGAUUUAGUUUGACAUUAAAAUGCUACAAACGAUGUAAAUUAAUCCAUUGGGUUUAUUACUUUAAUUUAAUAGCUGUGUGGUAAUAGUUUACUUAGAAUACCAAUAAUACUAGUAAUGUGAAGGUCGUGUUUUUCCCUCACUUGCUAUAUUCUGUUAUAAUUUCAUAAUUAAUGUCUGCGUUUUUUACUUAAUAAAUAAUACAAUUAUUUAUUAUAAGUAUAACAAGAAUGGAUACUUUCUUUCAUUAAAUAUGAAAAAAAAUAAUUAAAUGUACCUUAAUAACUAUUCUCAGAAUAGACCUGAAGAGUUAGAGGACUAAACAAUGACAAAUUUUGACAAAUUGACACUGCUCAUUUGGAAAAAUUUUCUCCUGCAACGAAGACAUAAAUGGCAAACAUUAUUUGAAAUAGUCUCACCUGUGAUUUUUUCAUUGUUUCUUAUAUUAGUAAGAUGUCUGGUGGAUCCAGUAUCAAAACCAGAUGUCAUAUAUCCACCAUUCAUGCCAACUUAUUUCAAUAUCACUGGACAACGUUUAGGUAAUUUAACAAGUGGUAAAAGAGAUGGUACUCUGGCCUUUUCACCUGAUAACCCCCUGACAAGAAAAGUGACUGAAGAUGCAAUGGCUACAGUGGCCUUGGAUAAUCUUAAUGGAGUCCUUGCAUUUCUCUUUGAUACAAAUAUGCUACCUCAACCUAAAGGAUACAAAAAUGCCCAUGAGAUGGAACAGGCUCUCACUCAACCCGAUGCAAUGAAUCAAAUUCUUGUAGGAAUCCAAUUUGAUGACAAUAUGAUCAAUGCUACAAAGUGGCCUGAUGACAUUGUGGUGGCUUUAAGAUUUCCUGCUGUUAUGAGGACUCCAAUGGUUGAACAUCCCAUUCGAGCCAGCUGGAGGACGAAUCUAUUAUUCCCAUUAUUUCCCAAACCUGGACCCCGAGAUCCGGAUGAUAUAUAUGGCGGCAAAACUCCAGGUUACUCCUAUGAAAUGUUUCUCGCUGUUCAACAUGCUGUAUCUAAAGAAUUAAUAAAGCAGAAAUAUGAAAAGCCGUUUAAGACGAAAGUGUACCUUCAACGCCUACCGCAACUUGCUUAUAGAGAUGAUCAAUUAUUGGUGGCUCUCGAGAGAUUUGUAUCAAUGAUUAUAAUGCUUUGUUUUGCUUACACGUUUGUGAAUACAGUGAGAGUAGUAACAGCAGAAAAGGAAUUACAACUAAAGGAAACAAUGACGAUAAUGGGUUUGCCAUCAUGGUUACAUUGGCUCGCAUGGUUCAUCAAACAAUUUUCAUUUUUAUUUAUAUCAGUUAUACUUAUGGUCAUACUGUUUAAGAUACCGUUCAACUGGACCCAGUCAGGAGAGAGCUAUGCAUUAUUUACUUUUACUCCAUGGUCAGUCCUCUUAUUCUUCAUGUCGUUGUUUGUCGUUGCCUCGCUCACAUUUUGUUUCAUGGUCAGCAUAUUUUUUUCCAAGGCAAAUACUGCCGCAUCAUUCAUGGGAUUAGCAUGGUUCUCUACGUACUCGGUGUUCAUGCUCACUCAAAUGCUAUACGAGGAUAUAACAUUGACUACCAAACUUCUAUUAAGUCUAAUAUCAAACACAGCAAUGGGAUAUGCUUUCCAAUUGAUUAUCAUGUGUGAAGGAACUUCGAAAGGUUUGCAAUGGAGUGACUUCUUCAAUCCGGUUUCUUACCAUGAUCAGUAUAAGCCAGGUCAUGUUGUCCUGAUGCUCAUCUUAGACUCAAUUAUCUACAUGUUAAUUGCUAUGUAUGUGGAGAAAAUACGACCAGGUCUAUACGGUGUGCCACUGCCUUGGUAUUUUCCUUUCACCAAAAACUUUUGGAUGCCCAACAAAAAGAAGGUUGCAGCUAUUACAAAGGAGGGCACUGAUCUGGAGUAUAACGAUGCUUUGUUGAAGGUCGUCCACGACGAGGAACCGAAGGGCGUGCCGAUGGGCGUUGAUAUACAGAAUCUCACUAAAAUAUAUAAAAAAAGAAAAAAAGCUGUCGAUAAUUUGAAUCUCAGAAUGUAUGAAAAUGAAAUCACGGUAUUAUUAGGACAUAACGGUGCCGGAAAAACUACCACCAUAUCUAUGCUUACAGGUAUGGUACCCCCUACGUCUGGUUCAGCGACUAUUAGUGGUUAUAAUAUAGUGACUGAAACAGAACUAGCACGGAAGUCUCUUGGAAUCUGCCCUCAACAUAAUGUUCUCUUCCCGGAUCUUACUGUGGCAGAACAUAUUAUAUUAUAUUCUAGGUUAAAAGGCGUUCCAAAAUUAAAAUUGUAUGAUGAAGUCAAUCAUUUCGUUAAGCUGCUGGAACUUGAACCGAAGAGAGACGUGCUAUCAAAGAAUUUGUCCGGCGGUCAAAAGCGGCGGCUGUCUGUGGGCACUGCUAUGUGUGGUUCGUCGCGCGUAGUUCUACUGGACGAGCCUACUUCCGGCCUCGACCCCGCCGCCCGUCGUGCUCUCUGGGAUUUAUUGCAGAAAGAAAAGAAAGGUCGGACUAUUAUUUUGACAACACAUUUUAUGGACGAAGCGGACGUGUUAGGAGACCGCAUCGCUAUAAUGUCAGGCGGUCAGUUACAAUGCGUCGGCACACCUUACUUUCUCAAGAAACAUUACGGAAUUGGCUAUAAACUCACUAUAGUGAAGGCGAAUGACUGUAAUGUAGACGAGGUCACACAGUUUUUCAAUACAUAUGUGACUGAUAUUAAAGAAAACACUAAUAUAGGUUCUGAAUUAACCUACAUCUUACCGAAUGACUAUGUGAGCAGAUUCCCUGAUAUGCUUAAGGAUUUUGAAGAAAAAAAUGAUGUAUUACGCGUAUCUAGCUAUGGUUUAUCCGUUACCAGCCUUGAAGAAGUCUUUAUGAAGGCCGGAGCCGAGGAUAAUGAUAUAUCUUCCGCCAAAAGAAAUAACUAUACGAAUGGGUAUAGUGAGUUCGUUGUGGUUCCAGAAGAUUGUCAUCAUAACGAUAUACCGGAAACUGAACCUAUCGAGAUGGUGAGAGGAUUCAAAUUACUUAAAAAUCAUAUUAAAGCAAUGUUUCUUAAACUUGCAUAUAAUUCAACGAGGAACAAACUGUCGUCUUUCAUUCAAUUCGUGACGCCUAUAAUUAAUAUAACACUGUCAGUUCUAAUAGCAAGGUCAUGGAAAUUUAUGUCGCAUUUGCCGCCGCUGAAACUUAGUCUAGAGAGUGGGUUUAGAGACACACAAACACUUAUAUCUCAAGGAAUUAACCUGACAGAUAGCAGUCUAGAGGUGAAAGCGAUGAAUGCUUUUAAAGAUUAUUUCAAAACAACAAAUUAUCCUGGCAUGACACUGACUGAUAUAGGCACGAUGAAUUUGGGAAAAUUCUACUUGAAGUUGAGUGAGGAAGAUAUUGCUCGAGUACGCUACGAAGUAUUGGUGGGCGCUACGUUCGGAAAUCAUGGUAUAACAGGGUGGUUCAGCAAUUACGGGUACCAUGACGCAGCCAUUGCACUUACCCUUGUCAACAAUGCCAUUAUGCGAGCAGUUUCUCCAGGCAGUUCGUUGACUUUCGUCAAUUCACCGCUGCCAUAUUCGAUUGAAAAUUUGGUACGAGUAAUGGCCUCUGGAAGUAGUAUGGGAUUUCAGUUCGCUUUCAAUAUUGGAUUCUGUAUGGCUUUCGUCACUUCUUUCAUUGUACUAUUUAUCAUAAAGGAAAGAAUAAGCGGUGCAAAACUUCUACAAAGAGUAUCUGGGGUGCGACCGGCUGUGAUGUGGAUCUCUGCGUUUGUAUGGGACUGGAUAUGGCUAUUCAUGGUCUACUUGUCCAUUGUACUCACACUUGCUUGCUUUCAAGAAAAUACGCUUUCAACACCUGCUGAAUUAGGUAGAGUUAUGUUGGUUCUCAUAAUAUACUCUAUAGCGACGAUACCUUUGCAUUAUCUCGCUUCGUUUUAUUUUGAAGCGGCUGCGAGCGGCUUUUCCAAAAUGUGUUUCAUUAAUAUAUUCAGUGGAUGCAUGCCUUUCUUAAUAACUGAAGUAUUGAGACUACCUGAAGUAGGAAACCCAUAUUAUGCCCAUUUAUUUGAUUGGAUAUUCUCUCCUCUACCUAUCUACUGUAUAAGCAGAAGUUUCAGGGACCUAAGCAUGUCGUCGUUCAUGAUGCUAGCGUGCGAUGGGCUGUGCGAACAGUACGUGAACAUACCAAACUGCACGCGGAAUACUAUUUGCUCCGAACUUCAUAUCGACGUCUGUUGUAUUGAGGACGACCCCUACCUUAAAUGGAGUGAACCCGGUAUAGGGCGAUAUUUGUUUAUAAUGACUCUCGUUGGGGUCAUAUCAUUCACUCUGCUCCUAAUCAAAGAGUAUGAAUUAAUAAAAAAGAUACCAUUCUUGAAAGGAUGCCGAAGGCGAGAGCGCUGGUCUUCUAUCCCUUCAGACGAGGAUAGUGACGUGGUGACCGAGCGGCGCUUAGUUGAAGGGCUGACGAAGUCCGAAAUGUCGCAGUACAGUCUUGUUUCCAAAGAUUUGACUAAGUACUACAAGAAUUUUCUAGCUGUGAACAGACUUACGUUCGCUGUGCAGAAACGUUCAUGUUUCGGCCUGCUGGGCAUCAACGGCGCUGGCAAAACGAGCGCGUUCCGCAUGCUGACGAGCGAUACAACCGUCUCCGCCGGCGUCGCUCACGUUCACGGCCUCUCCAUCACGACGCAGAUACGGGACGUGCAUCGCUGUAUCGGUUAUUGUCCACAAUUCGAUGCUCUAUUAGACAAUUUGACAGCACGAGAGACACUGCGUAUAUUUUGUCUGUUGCGCGGCAUUCCACCCCGUGUGGGUAAUGCAAGGGCUAUACAACUCGCCAAAAGUCUCGGUUUCUUGAAACAUUUUGAUAAAAAGGUACAUGAAUGCAGUGGCGGCACAAAAAGAAAGAUCAGCACAGCUAUUGCUCUCCUUGGUGAUCCCCAGCUGGUAUUUUUGGACGAACCUACCACAGGAAUGGAUCCGGCAUCGAAGCGCCUAGUAUGGUCAUCAAUAAGCGAGGCGGUGGCUUCAGGCCGCAGUGUUGUACUCACCUCUCAUAGUAUGGAGGAGUGCGAGGCAUUGUGUUCACGCCUCACUAUUAUGGUCAACGGUCGCCUCUACUGCCUCGGUCCGUUACAACACCUCAAAAGCAAAUUCUCGCAAGGUUAUACUCUCGUUGUGAAGUGUAAAGCAGGAGCAAACAGAGAGGCCGAUAUACGAAUAAUUAAUCAAUUUAUAAUAGAAAAUUUCAGAGACGCGAAGUUUGUUGAAACAUAUCUCGGCAUCAGUACUUACUAUUUGAACGACGUGGGCUUGCCGUGGUGGCGUGUUUUCCAUGUAAUGGAGGAGGCGCGCAAACAAUUCCCAAUAGAGGACUACUCCGUCUCGCAGACCACGCUCGAACAAGUAUUUCUGAGAUUUACAAGAAUCCAUACCACCAGCGAAUAGCAGACAACCAACGAAUAAUAAACCACUCAACUAGAAAUAUUAAAAAGGUAGUCUAUUAAAGUACUUAAUUUUCUCAAUUGGAAUAAUCAAUUGUUCAGUAUUUUUACACGAAUACUCAAUGUUUAUAUGUU